Molecule: messenger RNA, 165 nt
Organism: Linum tenue
Lineage: Eukaryota; Viridiplantae; Streptophyta; Magnoliopsida; Malpighiales; Linaceae
Source: the annotation of a GenBank genome assembly
AUGCAUUCGUCAACUUCACCUCCGCCGUCGCAGCUGCCCGAUUCGAGCAGUCGUUCAGCAACUACAAGUGGAAUUCAUCGGCCUCCAACUCCAAGAUCUGUAAAAUCACUCCCGCUGAGAUUCAGGCAGGUUUUUUUUUCCCCUUUCUUCUUUCUUCUUCUUUGA